This is a messenger RNA of Drosophila eugracilis, 832 nucleotides long. It is a transcript of the gene Svip, whose product is annotated as small VCP/p97-interacting protein. Gene Ontology annotation, biological process: negative regulation of VCP-NPL4-UFD1 AAA ATPase complex assembly; negative regulation of retrograde protein transport, ER to cytosol; positive regulation of autophagy. The record is from RefSeq and is a predicted model, not a curated record. The transcript has 3 exons. Lineage: Eukaryota; Metazoa; Arthropoda; Insecta; Diptera; Drosophilidae. Gene Ontology annotation, cellular component: endoplasmic reticulum membrane. The coding region runs from base 158 to 406 and encodes 82 amino acids.
GCACUCUGUUAAUCAACCAGCUGUGACAGCAAAACAAAGGGUGAAAAAGAAGCCGAAAACUACGCAAAAUUCCUAAAGAAGCCUUAUUUAUUCGGAAGAAAACAAGAAUUAUUCUUCUUUGUACAGAAAAAGUAAGAGUUAAUAGCAUUUAGACAUCAUGGGAGUUUGUCUUUCCUGCUGUGGCCAAAGUGCCGAGGAGACCAACCUAAUGCCAUCGCCCGAAGAGCGCCGGCAGCAGCAGUUGGAUGCGGCGGAAAAGCGUCGUCAGGAGAAUGAACAUCGGGGAAUUAAAAAUCCGGAAAGUGUAAGGCGACAGCAACAAAGAGCCGAGGAACUUCAGCGAAGGGAAGAGGAGGCCGCCCGUCAGGGUCAAGGAGAGUCCAAUCUAAGGUGGCAAACGAGCUAAAAAUAGGAGGAUCCUCAUCCAGGCAAUGCUUCUAAAGCAUAUCCACCUUUUCCCCUUAAUGUAAACUGCCUUUUGCCCAGGCCUUUUGUACUGCUCCGUAUUUGUAUUGUACUAUAUACACCCCGUAUUCCGAUCGAUUUAUACGUCUAAUCUUUAUGAACGGCCACAGCCACCAUCAUCCAAACUUUUAUCUGGCGACCAAAAUGUACAACCAAAAAUAAAAUGUAAACCAAAUUGUUAUCAGUGAUCAGAAAAUCAAAAAAAAAAAACAUAAAUACUUCUUGUACGGAUUAGUUGGACUAAGUCCGGAAGAUUAUUUGUAUUCUUAAAGGUUUGAGUUAAUUUUGUCAUUCCUGUUUUAAUAAAUUUACUAUUAUGUUGUACAUAGCACUUAAAUCAGUAAAUAAAUUCAUAUCAAAUAUCAAA